This is a messenger RNA of Miscanthus lutarioriparius, 288 nucleotides long. Lineage: Eukaryota; Viridiplantae; Streptophyta; Magnoliopsida; Poales; Poaceae. The record is from the annotation of a GenBank genome assembly.
AUGGAGAAUGGGUUCUACGGACACCUCUGCCUUGCCGAGAAUCAGUCUUUGUUAAUCGAUUCAUCUGUGAGAUUUGGGGAUAUUUUUGGGUCACAGUGGAUGGGGGAGAUGGAAUUGAAGGGAGCUAUGGAUGGACCUCGAUAUGAAUCGAAGGGAGCUAUGCAGAGAUUUGGGUAUGGAUUUGGGUUAAAGAUUGUUGUCAGGAGGAGAUCAGUUUGGGAUGGUCAUGGAGCUUGGGGGCGUACCUCGAUUUGGGCCUGGGGACCUCGAUCUGCAGCCGGUCAGUGA